This is a messenger RNA of Cygnus atratus (black swan), 1046 nucleotides long. RefSeq names its product interleukin 22 receptor subunit alpha 2 (gene IL22RA2). The record is from RefSeq and is a predicted model, not a curated record. Lineage: Eukaryota; Metazoa; Chordata; Aves; Anseriformes; Anatidae. The transcript is spliced from 6 exons. Bases 19 to 738 code for a protein of 239 amino acids. Gene Ontology annotation, molecular function: protein binding; interleukin-22 receptor activity.
GGAGCUGCUCUCCUAAGCAUGAGGGGGAUCACGCUUUCCUCCCUCUGCUUACUGAUGCACCUGCUUCAGGAUGAAAUAAGCACGAUUUUAGUCCUGGAAAAUGAAGACCUGCAAGACUCCAUUAAGCCGCAGAAGGUAGAAUUUUAUUCACUGAACUUCAACAACACCUUGCACUGGCAGCCUGGGAGGGCCGAAGAGGCAAAAGCCACGGUCUACUUUGUGCAGUAUAAAGUGUAUGGGCAGAGCACAUGGCAAAACAAAGAAGAGUGUUGGGGGGUUCAGAACCAUUUCUGCGACCUAACGGAUGAGACUGCUGACAUCCAGGAGCCUUACUACGGCAGGGUGCGAGCCGCUUCAGGUGGUGUCUACUCCGACUGGAGCCUCAGCUGCAGAUUCACGCCCUGGAGAGAAACUAUGAUAGGACCUCCAACAGUAAAUGUGGUUCACAGCAACAAAUCCAUCACAGUAAAGCUCCAGGCUCCACGUUCUCCUUAUAGAAGGAAGAGAGGCAGCACAAUACCAAUGACAAAUUAUUAUGAUCUGCUGUACCAAGUCUUCAUAAUUAACAAUUUGCUAGAUGAGCAACACAGAGUCCUGGUGUAUGAAGGAAAAGACAAAGUGGUUAAAAUAGAAGAUUUGAGACGUGGAGUCAGCUACUGCGUCGUGGCUAAAACUUACGUGCCAACACUGGACCGCAGCAGUGCCUACAGCAGCAGGCAGUGCACCAUGCUGCUGUGACGGGGCAGCCGCCGCUGAGGCAGUUACAGGGAUAAAGGUGGAAGAUGCCCCUCAUUACGGAUCCAGCUGUAAAUUGACAUCUGUGGUCUAGAACACGGCUGGACUACAUUCGUGGAUGCUUUUUAAAUUAACCCUUGCUGCAUUAAAUUAUCCAAUUCACCACAAUCAGUUUAUGUUACACAAAGUCCAAGGAUUCUUUGUAUAUCUUAUAGAACAAUUUAAGAUAGCACAUAUUUGUACUUACAAGGUAAAUAGCCUUGUAUUGUAAUAAAAAAUUGCAAAAAGUACUUGUGAAAAUAUCCUUAAGA